ACAGAGAAACCCCGUCUCAAAAAAAAAUUUACUCGGUUCACUUUAUGUAUAUUAUUUUAAUGCCCACCAAAAUGCAAAGUUUUAGAGGGCAAGGAAACACUAGAUCAAUAGUGGGCAGCUCGAGAGUGUUCAGUAAACCAUUUGUUGAAUGAAGGAGUGACUUGGUCCAUCAGUGCAAAUCUUUGAGUAGGUAGCUUUGUCCAUAUCAUUCAGUUAAAUGGAGUGGUGGAGUGGAUCACUUGGCAUGGUCACUGUGUUCUCUGCUGCACAAUUCUCCAUUUUCAUGAAUGUCCUAGUUAGGAUUUUUAUGGCUAUGAAGAGACACCAUGACCCUAGCAACUUUUACAAAGAAAACGUUUCAUUGAGAUAAUAUCUUACAGGUCCAGAGGUUCAGUCCAUUGUCAUCAUGAUAGGGAGCAUGGCAGCAUGCAGGCAGAUGUGGUGCUGGCUACACCUUGACCAGAAGGCAUCAGAAAGUCAACUGAUUGUCACACAGAAGGAAGCUUGAGAAAUAGAUCUCAAAGCCUGCCCCCACAGUGACAUACUUCCACCGACAAGGCCACACUUCUUGAUAUUGCCACUCCAUGUUGGGGGGACCAUGGACAUCGCAGCAUAUUUUGAAAGGAUUGGUUAUAAGAACCCAGUGAAUAAAUUGGACUUGGACACACUAACUGAAGUUCUUCAGCACCAGAUGCGAACAGUUCCUUUUGAGAACCUUAACAUGCAUUGUGGAGAAGCCAUGAAUUUGGACUUAGAGGCCACAUUUGACCACAUAGUGAGAAAGAAGCGGGGCGGGUGGUGUCUCCAGGCGAAUCAUCUUCUGUACUGGGCUCUGACCAAAAUGGGCUUUGAAACCACGAUGUUGGGAGGCUACGUCUACAUACUUCCAGUCAAUAAAUACAGUCGAGAAAUGAUUCACCUCGUAGUCCAGGUGACCAUCAGUGACAGGAACUACAUUGUCGAUGCGGCCUUUGGAGGCUCCUGCCAGAUAUGGGAGCCUCUGGAAUUAGUAUCAGGGAGGGAUCAGCCUCAGGUGCCUGGCAUCUUCCGUUUGACAGAAGAGAAUGGAACCUGGUACUUGGACCAAAUCAGAAGAGAGCAGUGUGUCCCAAACCAAGAAUUUGCUAACUCCGACCUCCUUGAGAAGAGCAAAUAUCGGAAAGUCUACUCUUUCACUCUGGAGCCGCGCACUAUUGAGGACUUUGAGUCCAUGAAUACCUACCUCCAGACGUCAUCAACAUCCGUAUUUAUACACACUUCAUUCUGUGCUUUGCAGACCCCAGAAGGUGUCUGUUGUUUAAUAGGCUCUACCUUUGCAAGUAGGAAAUUCAGCUAUAAGGACAAUGUAGAUCUGGUGGAGUUUAAGAAUGUAAAUGAGGAAGAAAUAGAAGAAAUACUGAAAGCUGUGUUUGGUGUUUCUUUGGAGAGAAAGCUUGUACCCAAAAAUGGUAACCUGUCUUUUACUAUUUAGGGUGAGGAGCAAAAUUGGUUUUCAUUACUAUUUCAUGUUCUUCAGCAUUUGAAACAAAUGCAGAUGUAUCCAAAGCAGUCCUUAUAGGGUCAUCACUGAACUUGAUAUUGAUCAACUAAUGAUGUGUAUCUUUUAUUUCCUACAUUCUGUGAAAAGAAAUCCUAGCGGCCCUGUCAUCUUACCAUGAAAAAUAUAAUCAGUUAUAAUUAAAUAAAAUUUUAAUGAAUAUAAUCACAAUCCUUUUCAAGAUUAAUCAUACAAAAAAUUCUUAAUGAAGAUGUGGUUAUCUUGGGAGCCAUAUUCACUUGCAAGAGAAAACCUUCAAACAUUAUGUUAUUGUUGAACUCACAUAAAACUUAUACUAGUAGUUCACUAUGAAUAAACACAACUGCAGGCAUUAAAUUCGGCGAGAAUAAACCUGAUGACCAAGGUUGACAAGAAGCCACCUUCACAACUUAGGAUCAAAAUAAAGCAAGCAAGAAAGAGUCAUCAAUUCAGUUCCAGGCAACUUCUUAGUCCCCAAGACAAAGCUCAAGGCAAUGCAAGGGGCUCGAUGAGAAGCUGCCAGGAUAAUGACAUGCUUGGAUUUUCUUCCAGGGUUAAUUUUGUGGCACACGUCUGUUUGUAUUUGA
Messenger RNA from Myodes glareolus (Bank vole), 2103 nucleotides. The record is from RefSeq and is a predicted model, not a curated record. NCBI's taxonomy places the organism in Eukaryota, Metazoa, Chordata, Mammalia, Rodentia, Cricetidae.